GUCCUGCCGGUUGUACCCUACAAGCCGGCAAAGUCGUACGCUUGCUAUAUCGAUCUCGAGCUUUCGAUCGCGCAAUCUCCUCUCUCUCUCUCUCUGUUCUCUGUUAGCGCUUGGAAGCUCGUCAAGUGGUUUCAGCUCCCUGCCUGCUUCCCAGGAAGCUCUCUAUCCCUAGAAUGAAGGGAGGGAAGGGGAAGGCUUCAACCAAGAAAGAGACUCCAGCAGCACUAAAGCCAGCUGAUGACAAAAAAGUUGGAAAACGCAAGGCUGCUGUGAAGGCUGAUAAGAGUAGCCAAAGCAAGGAUAAAAAGGCCAAGAAUGCUAAAAAGGAUCCUAACAAACCAAAGAGGCCUGCUACUGCUUUCUUUAUUUUCCUUGAGGAGUUCAGAGAAAUCUACAAGAAAGAGCAUCCUAAUGUGAAAGCUGUAUCUGCUGUUGGUAAAGCUGGAGGCGAGAAAUGGAAAUCACUGACUCGUGCGGAAAAAGCUCCAUAUGAAGCUAAAGCUGCAAAAAGGAAGAGCGAAUAUGAAAAACAGAUGUCAGCUUACAACAAGAAGCAGGAAAGUAAUACUGAUGACGGUGAUGAGGAGUCGGAUAGGUCAAAGUCUGAAAUUAAUGAUGAAGAUGAUGAUGGAAGUGGAGAGAAUGAAGAUGACGACGAUGACGAUGAAGAGGAAGACUAAAGUUUAUGACCAUUUAAGUUUUAUGGGUUAUUUGAAUCAAGCAUUGAAACUGCUUUUUGUAUGCUGUGCUAGGGACUUUUAAGUAAUUGUCUUCUGAGAUGGUAAAUGUUGCAGACUCUAUCUGUACACUUGUAUUUCUUCUGUUCGCCAAGUGCUUUUUCUCUUUCACCGUUGCAGGGAAUUGGCAUUUCUAAAGGUGCGUUUCUCUUGAGCUUCU
Molecule: messenger RNA, 897 nt
Organism: Phalaenopsis equestris
Lineage: Eukaryota; Viridiplantae; Streptophyta; Magnoliopsida; Asparagales; Orchidaceae
Product: high mobility group B protein 1
Exons: 8
Coding region: 174-680 (168 amino acids)
Source: RefSeq, a predicted model, not a curated record